CCGGGGGCCGCGGGGGUUCUGGCGUCGGCGGGCGGCUUGGGCCGGGGGUUCGGGCCGGGGGCCGUGGGGGCCCUUCGCGCGCUCCGGCGGGGCCGCCCCGGGGGCAAACCGGGGCCCCCCGCCGCCCAGCCCGGGAAUUCGGCGGUCGGGUCCGGGGCGUUCAGGCCCGUCUCGUAGGGCGCCGCCCCGGACGCGCGCGGGCCCUCGGGCCGCGUCGCGGAGCGUCUCGGGCGGCGGCGCCAGUGGCCUUUGUCGGCCUCCCGGUCGCUCCUUGACCCGCCGCGGCCGCCGGCCGCCUCUGCCCGGUCCGUGCUGCGGCGGCCCCGCUGCGGGGCGUCCCCGGGGCUGACACCCGCUCCCCUUCUUGCCCCGGUCCCUGCAGUGACUUCCGGCAGCAGCGACGCGCCCGCAGCCGGCCUGGCCCGAGGAGCGGAGAUGGAGGGUCCCAGGAAGGACGAUGUUCUUCUUUUGGCUGAUGAAAAGUUUGACUUCGAUCUUUCAUUGUCUUCGUCAAGUGCCAAUGAAGAUGAUGAAGUCUUCUUUGGACCUGUUGGCCAUAAAGAAAGAUGUAUUGCUGCCAGCUUCGAAUUAAAUCAUCAGAUUCCUGAAGAACCUCCGUUGCCAGCAUCUGGAAGCCACUUCACUUGGAGUCCUCUCACUGGGGAAAAAUUUGUGGAAGUUUAUAAAGAAGCUCACUUACUGGCCUUACAGAUACAAAGCAACAGCAAAAGCAAGGCGGCCCCCGCUGCCAAGCUCGAAGGCCCCGGGAGCCAGGGCGUGGAGGGAUUCAUACAGGAAUCAAAGCUGAAAAUAAACCUCUUUGAGAGAGAAAAUGAAGUGAAGAAAAGCCCCAAGUCCCUCAAGAGGGAGACGUAUUACCUGUCGGACAGCCCCUUGAGGGGACCGCCACCCUGGGGCACCCAGUCGCCCUCGAGCACAGCCCUGCCGGCUGCUCCUGCCCAGGCCGGCCGCCCCCCCGCGCCGGGGCCAGCGCCCGCUGCGUGCUCUCCUUUGCCGGUGGAGCCGAGUGCUGCUCCCCCCCCGAACCAGGCCAGGGCUCAGAGGAAGGUGGCCAGCAAGUUGCCGCCACCCCGAGCCUCAUCUCUUAGAGGAAAAAGCGUUCCGUCGGCCGUGGAGAAGCCUAUGAAAGAGAAACCAGCUAGUCCUUCCAGGAUGAAAAUCCUACGUGAAAAAGAUUCCCACAGCAGCGUGCCCCCUGACAAGCCCCGUGCCGCCCGGGACAUGACCAGCUUGCCAGCCGGUGGAAGCCACGUGGCCCCAGGCAAGCGGUCGCUCCCUGUUCCCAGCAAGUCCGGGCUGAAGAAAACCACGUUAAAACCACCUGGAUGUGCUGGCGGUCUUGCAAGGAAGUCCUCCUCGGGGUCCGUCUCUGGCAUGAGUUCCAGUGUGUGUGCUUCUCCAGCGGGUGGCAAAGCUAAACCAAGUGAACAUCCAGGCAUCCCUGCAGAGAGUUCCCAGUCAAACACUAGCCAGUUGGGCAGAACAGGACUUGCCAUGCCGCGGCCGUCUCUGCAGGUGGGCCCUGCAGGCGUGUCCUGCAGGCAAAGCCAGAGGCCCGUGGUUGCUGAGCUGACAGCCGAGCAGCUCAGGGCGUCCACCAGAACGGCUCUCACCCAACCCCAGACUCCAGAGCAGGGAGGCCCUGGGCGGAACUCUCAUUUCAGUUUGUCACAGUCGUCUCAAAUGAAUAAGACUGGAAGUACAAGAAGGCGUGAUUCCUAUCUAAAUUCCAAGACAAAGUUUAUGCCUACCCCUACAGAUCAGUUUAAAAUUCCUAAGUGUUCUGUUGGUGAACCCCCGGAUGGCGUGACACCAAAGUCCUGUCGGGCGCAGAGACCGCAGUCCUGCACGUCGGUGGGGAGGGUUGCGCACAGCACUCCUGCGAGACGGGCCUCGGCCUCAUGGAGCCUGGCGAGCGGCGUGAGGACCCCCGUGAGCACCAGGCGCGCCUCAGCCCUGCCCACGCCUGCCGGCCGGCGACUCUCCACCCUCCCCCCAGCCACCCCUGUAACCAUGUCCAGGGCUCUGGCAUCCCCCCUGCGUGUGUCUGCUCAGCGACGUUCUUCUGAGCCCCAGAGGAAAUCUGCAGUGAGAUCUGCGCCCGCGAGGGAGGGUGAUGGCAGGGCUGCCUCCAGGCGCUCAGACUCGUCCCCAGAAGGGCGCUGCUCUCCACCUGCUGUGGCACAAGCACUUAGCUUUUCUCCAGAAAAGAGUGAUCUUACUUUUUCAAAAAGUACCUCCCCAGAAGCACUGGACGAAGCACAGCCACCUGAAGCUGCAGCCCCCAGUGAGGCUCUUCUUGUGGACGUCACACUGGAUCAGCUUAGCAUCACCCCGCGGGCUGCGGCCACACCCCUGGGCGACCUCCCACUCAUGGACUUCUGCAAGACUCUGGAGGCAAGCGUGGCUUUGGGGUCUGGAGGCGGGCCCCUGGUCGACCUCCUGACGAACACCCCAGACGCAAACAGGAAGGCAGCAGCCAAGCCCCCCCACGAGGUGGGACAGCUCAUAGACUUGGCUUCCCCUCUGAUCCUGCGGAGCCCCGAGGCCGACAAGGAAAACGUGGAGUCACCACUUCUCAAGUUCUGAGUGGAGUGAAACCCUCUGCGUUUCACUCACAGUUACAAGAAUAGCCAGUCCUCAAGUGGUUUUCAACCCUCGGAAAUAAGUUUUAGGAGAAAUUGUGUUGGAAAAAUUGAAAAGCAAAACAAAAACCUACGUAAAGUGACCAUGCCUGGCUGCGGAGCACAAGUCGCUCCAGAUGAAGAAUUUGUUUUGAAUCUUCUGUAUGUAAAAUAGCAAGUGACUACUUUUAAAAUUGCUUGUAUGAAAAGUUAAAUAUUCUAGAUUAAAUUAAAUUGUAAAAUAAAUGGAAAUGUAUUAAAGCAUAAGAUUAUCCAUAUUUUCAAACAUGCAUAGCUAUUUUUAUUAUAAUUGUGCAGAAUUUAUAUUAUCCAAAUGUUAAUUCUUUCUACAAAAGUGAUUUUCAGAAUUUAGGGUGAAUAAAAACUGGUUAAAUGCAGGCCC
This is a messenger RNA of Hippopotamus amphibius kiboko, 3048 nucleotides long. It is a transcript of the gene GTSE1, whose product is annotated as G2 and S-phase expressed 1. The coding region runs from base 436 to 2610 and encodes 724 amino acids. Gene Ontology annotation, cellular component: microtubule cytoskeleton; cytoplasmic microtubule. The record is from RefSeq and is a predicted model, not a curated record. The transcript has 11 exons. Lineage: Eukaryota; Metazoa; Chordata; Mammalia; Artiodactyla; Hippopotamidae. Gene Ontology annotation, molecular function: microtubule binding.